Molecule: messenger RNA, 792 nt
Organism: Lottia gigantea (owl limpet)
Lineage: Eukaryota; Metazoa; Mollusca; Gastropoda; Lottiidae
Exons: 1
Source: RefSeq, a predicted model, not a curated record
ACUGAGUCUAACAGGAGUGAUGUUACAAGUGUGUCCAAGUUGUGCUAUGACAUCACUAAACAUACUGUGUCUAACAGGGGUGAUGUAACUAGUGUGUCCAAGUUGUGCUAUGACAUCACUAACCAUACUGAGUCUAACAGGAGUGAUGUUACUAGUGUGCCCAGGUUGUGCUAUGAUAUCACUAACCAUACUGAGUCUAACAGGAGUGAUGUUACUAGUGUGCCCAGGUUGUGCUAUGACAUCACUAACCAUACUGAGUCUAACAGGAGUGAUGUAACUAGUGUGCCCAGGUUGUGCUAUGACAUCACUAACCAUACUGAGUCUAACAGCAGUGAUGUUACUAGUGUGUCUAGGUUUUGCUAUGACAUCACUAACCAUACUGAGUUUAACAGGAGUGAUGUUACUAGUGUGUCUAGGUUUUGCUAUGACAUCACUAACCAUACCGAGUCUAACAGCAGUGAUGUUACUAGUGUGUCUAGGUUUUGCUAUGACAUCACUAACCAUACCGAGUCUAACAGCAGUGAUGUUACUAGUGUGUCCAGGUUGUGCUAUGACGUCACUAACCAUACUGAGUCUAACAGGAGUGAUGUUACUAGUGUGCCCAGGUUGUGCUAUGAUAUCACUAACCAUACUGAGUCUAACAGUAGUGAUGUAACUAGUGUGUCCAGGUUGUGCUAUGACAUUACUAACCAUACUGAGUCUAACAGCAGUGAUGUAAAUAGUGUGUCCAGGUUGUGCUAUGACAUUACUAACCAUACUGAGUCUAACAGCAGUGAUGUAAAUAGUGUGUCC